CACAUCGAAAUACUCCACCUUCAUCCCAUGUCCUUGUUUCCACCUUGGCGAAAGGGCGGCCGCAAUCCGAACCGUAGGCGUAGCGCAACCUAAACCGCAUAUAGUUACGAAUGGAUACAAACGAUACAAACAUCGGUCUCCAUUUGCCUAUCUGCUACUACGACUACUACGCUACUUGCACUACUUACACUAUCUACUACAUACCCUUAGAAACUUCAACGCUUUUAUGAGACAUGACAACGAUUUCGGCUUCCAGUGCCUUCUCAAUCGCUUCAACCUGUGUAUUUUUGCGCUUUUGUCUAUUUAACCAUUGUGCACGAGUUCUUCAUCAUUAAGGCUGGCUAAUUUGUGUCAGCCCAUUCUUUAAAAUUGGUCGCUCGUUCUAGUCCAAUACGCCCGACUAACUUGUCACGGUAUCAUACAUACGAAGACCUCAUUCGCCCGAUCGGACGUUCGUUUCUCUCCAUGAACGACACCAUAAUCUUGUCCCAGAAGGUGGGCAUUUGGUCGGGUCUGCCACCAUGCUGAGCAGCUCCGCGACACCGACUCAGAAGUCGUUAGCCUCGCAACCGACACACUCAGUAAAUUCCCCAGUCGCUGCUUCGCGACCAAGCCUCGAUCGAGAUGGCGGCCUGCGACCGCCCGCCGAUGGCGCCCGAAACCUCAACCUCUCCUCCUCGACCGCCUCAUUCGCUCCGAGAGGUUCGUCCCUGAAUCCGUCCUCGCAAGCACCGGGUAGUUUUAGUUCCGACCUUCGUAGCCAAACUAUGCAAUCCAGAGCUGGUUCUAGAGCCGACGUAUACGUACGCGAUAAAUUAGACGAAGAUGACGAUUCGAUCGCUGAGAAUACUCUCAAUGCGCUGAAGGACUCGCUCAGUCGAGAAAUGAAAAUCAAGGAGGGGAGUGAAAAUAUGCUGGAAGCUUUAAAUACCAAGAAAGCGAAACAAACAAAAGAGCAACGUCAGAGGGUGGAAGCUGAGCUUACAGCUUCGAAUACUAGAAUAAAGGAGUUAAAACAGAGGAUCACCGAUGCGCAAAGGUCUAAAGCGGUGCCUAGUACGCCCACAAGGACCCGAAACGAAGGAUUGCUACAAAAUACCGGUCUACGAUCGCCUCCAAGUGCAUCCAGGAGCGGUGCCGGAUCCGAUUUCGAGGAGCCGACAGAAUCACCGACAUUUGUGCUUGCAGAGAUCCUACAAGCUCUCGAAGUCGAGGGCAUGACGCCCGAAUACUACGUUGAACGUGCAAACAAUCUUGUAGAUCUUUUCAAGAGGUAUCCAACACUAAAAUAUGAUUUGGUUUGGUCCGUGUUUGGUGAUAGGAUGCAGGUCAUGUUGCUCAGUAAUAGCAGGGAAGUCGUGGCAGCAGGGUACCGAAUGCUCCGAUACGCCAUUUCUGAUAUUGCGUCUCUCAAGAAAAUCCGCGGUCUGAAUACAGAUUUUAUGGUGGUCGUAUCUCUUGCCAAGGACCGCAAGGCCGACGUGGAACGCGAGCAGGCUCUCAAGUUCGUUCGUGCUUUUCUGGAUGUGAAAGAUGGUGUUCGUGAGGUGUCCAGGGCGGUGGUUAGGACGAUCGCAGCGGUCGCAGAGCAGGCUGAAGACCGGCUGCGGCCCAUCUGCAUCGAGACCCUUGCCGAGAUCCUUUUGCGAGAUCCCGCACUGCUUGUGGCAUCUGGCGGCCUAUCGCCGAUGUCAGAAGCCCUCGCCGAGGGCACUUACAAAUCUCCCGAAUCAUUAUCGUCGGCUUUCCUCUUUUUACUGGAUGCACCUCACACGCGCAGGUAUUUGCGAGCUGGCUAUGAACUGGAGGUUAUGUUCACAGCCUUUACCGACGUAUUAUUCUCCUACGAAGGAGUCGUGAAACAGAAUUCGAAAGCGAUUGCCUCUGCAUUGAAAAGCUGGUCUGGUCUGAUGACUCUGUCCAUGUACAAUUUCAGAGCAAUCGGCUCUUUAAUUUCAAGUUUGAUGCUGCCUAACCCGGUGAUCCGGGAUACUGUGGUGGAUCUCCUCUAUUCCCUUCUUCGAAUAAAGCCUCCCGCAUGGGCUACCUCAUAUCUUGCUGGGCGACGUUUAACGACGUAUGGAAGAGUCACAACUUUGAAGUCUUCGACAACGAGCAAAGAGGAUACCAUUUAUGAAGAUGAUGGGGCUGAACAGAACUUCGUGGAGCAUUAUACCGCACUGCUUUUGGCUAUUUUCAUUAAGGCUGGGAUGAUGCCUAAUCUACUCCGAGUGGCACAGGACACCGAUGACCCUAUGAUGAAGCGUAAAACCACUCUGCUUAUCGGCGAGGCGCUCAAACUUGCAAGCAGAAUAUUACCCCCUUCAUGGAGUAGUGAACUCCAGUUGUUACCAGAAUUGUUUGCAGCUGCAUCACAUUUCCAGGAUGAAGCGCAUUUCAAUGCGACCGGCAUAGUCUACCAAAUCAGCAGUGUGAGUCGGACGCUAUACCGUUCAUCUCCAUCUGGUUAUGCUGCUGGCUACCUUCCUUCUAGCAGUAUGCUUGAAAACAUGGGUCAUGUUGAUGAAACGCCCAAAGCCAAUCCCGUUGUCAACACCGAUGACGCCACAUUCCGCCAAUUGUUGAUAGAUUCGGGGGUUCUUGGACAUUCAAACCCUUCCAAGUGGAAUUGGGAUGUUGUUCUUAGGAUACUUGAAGGUCCGUUGAUGAACGGUAAACGGUUAGAAGAGGCAAUCAAAGCGUCGAAAUUUGCAAAGAGGCUCGUUGGUUUUUACCGACCAUUCAAAUUCAAGUUCUCGGAGAUAAAAAGCACGCGGAACACUCAGAAGUAUGUAAGGGUUGGCUGCGCCUUAAUCCACACACUGCUACAAACCGCAGAGGGGACAAAGUACCUUGCGGAUAAUAAGCUACUGAGACAGAUUGCUGAAUGCCUAGCUCAGUGUGAUCCGACCAGUGGUCUAACCGCGCAGUACCCCAUGUUUUCGAGAGAUCGCCUCACCGAUACGUUAUGCGGCGGUUAUUUCCCCAUGCUUGGGGUUCUGAGUAGCGAUCCGAGGGGACUACAGAUGCUCGAGAGAUGGCGGAUUUUUAAUAUGAUGUAUCAUAUUAUCGAUUUCAAACAAAGGCCCGAUCUCAUCAAAAUGCUCCUCGCCAAUCUCGAUUACAGCCUCCAGGGUCACCCACGUGUACUUUUGUCGAAGGCCUUGACAGCCGGCACGAAAGACAUGCGAAUACACGCCACUAACGUACUCCGAAAAUACGCGACAAGGCAACGAGUCACACCAACAGGUCAGGUCAUUUCCGACUCAAAAUGGGCAAUUCAAUUACUCGUUACGCAGCUCUACGACCCCGAAGUUGAGGUUUGCGCCACAGCCGUCAAAAUUCUAGAGAAGGCUUGCAAUAGCAAAGCUCUAUUAGAAUAUAUCGUAGAAUGUCGUCCUGCACUGGAUCACCUCGGUGAAAUCGGGGCACCUCUCUUACUCCGAUUUUUGUCUACUUCCAUCGGCUAUCACUACUUAGAUGGUUUAGACUACAUUAGUAAUGAAAUGGAUGACUGGUUCCUCGGACGAAAUGAUACGUAUGUCAGUCUUAUUGAGGCGAGCUUGGCACGUUCUUUUAUCGACACCCACGAAGACCAACCGCAUCGCCUCAGCAUCUACGAGGAUGAGCUGGAUACCGAUCAGGAUAACCAUGUACCGCCUCACUUCUACCGCGAAUUAUCACGAACUAAAGAAGGUUGCAAGCUGCUUGAAGAUAAAGGCCACUUCGAAGAGUUUGCCGCAACCAUUAGGGAAUACGGGAUGCAGUCAGAAGACCCGGAACUCAUCACAAAGGUCAAAGGCUGUUUAUGGGCGGUGGGAAAUGUCGGCUCUAUGGAACUUGGUGCGCCAUUUUUAGAGUCGACCGACGUUGUGGAACACAUCGUCGAGAUCGCCGAGUCCCAUGAUGUGAUGAGUCUUCGAGGUACCGCAUUUUUUGUCUUAGGUUUGAUAUCAAGAUCGACGCACGGACUUGAGAUACUCGCCGAGCGUGGCUGGGAGUCCAAUACUACCCCGCUCGGAAUAUCACUAGGGCUCUGCGUCCCCUCAAACCUUUCCAAACUGUUUUCAUGCAAGCCUUGGAAGCACGAAAUCCCAGCAAAGAUUUCGCUUCUAGAUACGCAGAAAACGAUAUUGGAACCGGCACCUGUGGAAAUUAAUGAAGAAGAUGAAACGAACCGGCGCAUAUUGGAACUUAUGACCGAGUUAGGUAACAUGGUGCUCUACAAAAAAGCAAAAGUCGAGCUAUUCCAGUUGCGGCAGAAGAAGGCUGCAGGUUUCCGACAACCCGCUCUAUUCCGCAAGGUAAUGGCUUUGAUGGAGUGCCACCAUUACAGAUUACCGGACCGCCACCUAGUCAUCGAAUUAUUUGAUAAGUGCGUUCUAAGACAAAUCGUCUACGGUGAAGAAAGUAGCGACGAGUCCAUGAGUAGCUCCGGAGAUGAACAGAGGACAGAAAGGCAGAGAAGUAUCAGCGACCCAGCUGAAUUGGAGAAAACAACAGCGAGGAUUCAAAAAGCAUCGAUUUAGCAAAAUUUGGGAGUAAGGUAAAUGGGGUUUGUUUGUAAGGAGUGAAGGGAUAUCUGGAUACGACAAGAUAGUCUGUUUUUUUCUUCGACAUGAACCAAAAUCCUGUAAGAAUAUAGACGCGACAUGACAAUCUCAGGACUUCUACGAUCGUCCAUACCACAUACAAAGCACAUUGAAGGAGUGGGGGUGGCUUUUUUCUUGCAUAUUUGGUUGGGGGGUAGGCGGGUGGCUGGACGAAUGAAUGGCGCGAGGACUUAUCUUGACAGACAUAUUACGAUCCAAAUGUACUAUUACCAACCUCCCCCUUUUAUUUUUCUUGAUUCUAUCCUCUUGAGAUCUAUGGAUAGGAUGAGGGCCUGGGUAAAUGGUGGCGCUCGGGGUGGCUUUAAGUCUGUUCGGGCAUUUCCUUCCAUGAUUCGGCGUUUAGGAGUGCGGUGAAUGAAUGGCCUUAUUAUCGAAGGCGUGGAGAGAGGAGUACCAAAAGCGUGUGCGUACGUAUUAAACUACGUAUAAAAGAAAAGCGAGAGCCGAAUAUGAGUGAGUUUCAACUAUUU
This is a messenger RNA of Hypoxylon trugodes, 5083 nucleotides long. Its product is annotated as Rapamycin-insensitive companion of mTOR, N-term-domain-containing protein. The transcript is spliced from 2 exons. Gene Ontology annotation, cellular component: TORC2 complex. Bases 522 to 4529 code for a protein of 1335 amino acids. NCBI's taxonomy places the organism in Eukaryota, Fungi, Ascomycota, Sordariomycetes, Xylariales, Hypoxylaceae. Gene Ontology annotation, biological process: TORC2 signaling. The record is from RefSeq and is a predicted model, not a curated record.